AUGACCCGUGGGUUCAAGGACAAGCUGGGUGAGGGAGGCUAUGGAUCUGUGUUCAAAGGGAAAUUACGAAGUGGCCGUUUUGCAGCUAUUAAGAUGUUAGGCAAGCCAAAAGCUAACGGGCAAGAGUUUAUCAGUGAAGUAGCUACAAUUGGUCGGAUUCACCAUGUUAAUGUGGUGCAACUUGUUGGUUAUUGCGCUGAGGGAUCAAAGCGUGCUCUAGUAUAUGACUUCAUGCCAAAUGGGUCUCUUGAUAAGUACAUUUAUUCUAAAGAUGAAAGUAUCCCCUUAAAUUGCAAAAAGGCAUUUGAGAUUUCUCUUGGAGUGGCUCGAGGGAUCAAAUAUCUACAUGAAGGUUGUGACAUGCAAAUUUUACAUUUUGACAUCAAGCCCCACAAUAUUCUUCUCGACGGGAAUUUCAUCCCAAAGAUUUCUGACUUUGGGCUUGCAAAAUUAUAUCCAGUGGAUAAUAGCAUUGUCUCUUUGACAGCAGCAAGAGGAACAAUGGGAUACAUGGCUCCUGAGCUAUUCUACAAGAAUAUUGGGGGUGUUUCGUUUAAAGCUGAUGUUUAUAGUUUGGAAUGUUGUUGA
This is a messenger RNA of Prunus armeniaca (apricot), 588 nucleotides long. The record is from the annotation of a GenBank genome assembly. NCBI's taxonomy places the organism in Eukaryota, Viridiplantae, Streptophyta, Magnoliopsida, Rosales, Rosaceae.